Messenger RNA from Gryllus bimaculatus (two-spotted cricket), 5107 nucleotides. The record is from the annotation of a GenBank genome assembly. Lineage: Eukaryota; Metazoa; Arthropoda; Insecta; Orthoptera; Gryllidae.
CGGGUAGUCGCCCAAAGCACGAGAAGUGGCAAGGAUGCCAGCAACUCUCCACACUCCUGUGAAGUAUUGGCCCUUGUAAUUUAUUUGGAAGGGAUAAUGGCCCAUGGAGCUGCUGUUUUGUCGUCGGAUAUUAGCCGAAGAAACCCACAAGAUGAAUAUGAACUUAUUCAACGAAUAGGAAGUGGGACAUAUGGAGAUGUUUACAAGGCAAAAAGAUUAUCUACCAAUGAUUUGGCAGCCAUCAAAGUCAUCAAAUUGGAACAAGGAGAUGACUUUGCUAUCAUUCAACAAGAAAUAGUUAUGAUGAAAGACUGCCGUCACCCUAAUAUAAUUGCCUAUUAUGGAAGUUAUCUUCGGCGUGACAAGUUGUGGAUUUGCAUGGAAUAUUGUGGGGGUGGAUCUUUACAAGAUAUUUAUCACAUUACUGGUCCCUUGACAGAGCUUCAAAUAGCAUAUAUGUGUCGUGAGACUUUACAUGGACUGGCUUACCUACACAGUAUGGGAAAGAUGCAUCGAGAUAUAAAGGGUGCCAAUAUUUUACUGACUGAAAAUGGAGAUGUGAAACUUGCAGACUUUGGUGUAUCAGCACAAAUAACAGCUACUAUUAACAAAAGGAAGUCCUUCAUUGGCACUCCAUAUUGGAUGGCUCCCGAGGUAGCGGCUGUUGAAAGGAAGGGUGGCUACAACCAGCUGUGUGACAUCUGGGCAACAGGGGUGACUGCCAUUGAGCUGGCUGAGCUUCAGCCGCCCAUGUUCGACCUUCAUCCCAUGAGGGCACUCUUCCUAAUGUCCAAGAGUGGUUUCAAACCACCUACGCUUAAAGAUCGUGAUAAAUGGAGUCCCACCUUCCAUAAUUUUGUAAAAGUAGCAUUGACAAAAAAUCCAAAGAAGAGACCAACUGCUGAAAAACUGUUAUUGCAUCCUUUUGUAGCUGGUGAUAUGAGCAAGAGGUUGGCGUUAGAGCUUCUACAGAAAGUGAGCAAUCCAUCUCUGAUGUUUACUGACUUGGAAGCUGAUGACGAUGGGGCUGUUCCUAAUGUUCCUCAAAGGAUAGCAUCUAAACAAACUGCUCCUAGAGAAAAGGCCAAAAUGGCUCUUCCUGACCCUCCUAGUAAUCACAAUCGGGAGGAAGCAGGUGAUGAAUUAGAAUGUAGUUUAGAUGCUAUUACUCCUGUGCCACCACAGUUUGCAUAUGUGACUAGAGCUUGGGACAUCAUGGACAUAAUGAAUAUAGAGCAUGUGCCAACCUGUGAUAAUCAUGAUUGGCCCAAGGGGUCUGUAUUCGAAGAAAGUUCUACAGGAAAUGAAAAGCACGCCAAGGCCCAGGUGGAUCGGGGGAGCCAUGUAAAAUGUGACAAGGGCGACAAGGGCACCCCCAAGCAGGGGGGAGGGGUGCGCAAGCCCCGUCUGACCGGCACAGCCAUCAUUAGAAUGUCUCUCAGGUCCCUCCUGCAGUAUAUAGACGAGGAGCUAAUCCUGAGGUACAGCGGCGAGGCGGGGCCCGACCUGCUGCACGACACGCCGCCGGUGCCGCCGCGGCGGCGCGACCGCAAGCGCCACACGCCGCCGCGCCCGGUGUCGAACGGGCUGCCGCCCACGCCCAAGGUGCACAUGGGCGCGUGCUUCAGCAAGGUGUUCAACGGCUGCCCGCUGCGCGUGCACUGCACCGCCUCGUGGAUCCACCCGGACUCGCGCGACCAGCACAUCCUGAUCGGCGCCGAGGAGGGCAUCUACCUGCUCAACCUCAACGAGCUGCACGACGCCGCCAUGGACCAGCUCUACCCGCGGCGCACCGUCUGGAUGUACGUCAUCAAGGACGUGCUCAUGUCGCUCUCCGGGAAAACUCCACAGUUAUACAGACAUGAUUUGCUGGCUCUUCAAAAUAAACAGACGCAUCGCUUUUCUCUUCAUGUCAAUCGUAUUCCUGAGCGGCUGGUUCCGCGGAAAUUUGCUUUAACUACAAAAGUUCCAGACACAAAAGGAUGCACGAGAUGUUGUGUUGGCCGGAAUCCAUACAAUGGAUACAAAUACCUUUGUGGGGCUAUGCCUCAGGGGAUUUUUCUCAUGCAAUGGUAUGACCCCCUCAACAAAUUUAUGCUUUUGAAGUAUACAGAAUGCAGUCUUCCCUCUCCUCUGACUGUAUUUGAAAUGAUUAUAACUCCUGAAUUGGAAUAUCCAAUGGUGUGUGUUAGUGUAAGGCAAGCUUAUGAGCAGAAUCGCCUACGAUUGGAGUUAAUAAACAUGAACAGUGGUGCUUCAUGGUUUCAUAGUGAUGAACUGGAAGAUAUGGAUGGAACAGCCACUGUAGUCCCACGUCGAGAGCAUAUCAAAGUGGUGAGCGUAACACAACUCGAGAAAGAUUCCAUACUAGUGUGUCAUGAUAGUGUUGUGAAGAUAGUCACAUUACAAGGUCGGCCGAAGCAGAGCCGAAAACAGGUUUCUCAGCUAGAUUUCAAUUUUCCAGUUGAGUCGAUAGUGUGCCUACCAGACAGUGUAUUGGCAUUCCACGCACACGGUGUUCAGGGAAGAAGUUUUAGGAAUGGUGAAGUCACCCAGGAGAUUACUGAUAUCAGCCGUAAAUAUAAAUUACUAGGCUCUGACAAGGUGCUUGUUCUGGAGAGCCAUAUGUGUCAGGAAAUCCAACGCACAGGCACAUUGACUGAAGAUGGGGCUGACCUAUACAUUUUGGCUGGCCAUGAGGCUAGCUAUUGAGCGCACAUUUUGUUGCUCAACUGUAUGAUAUUAUACAUAUACCCCAAUGUACACGCACGUUCUGCAUGCUAGUCGAGAGGUUUUUGUACUUCCCAGGACUGUACAUAGAGCGCAGGAGUCCACCAACCAAAGAAAUUUUGUUUGUCUGCACGGACUGCAGGCUUGGACAAUGGCGCUUGUUGUUAAGUUAUACGGUGUACAUAGCAGUGUUUAAGGUCAUCUUUUUGUCUUCUACUUAAUUCCAUUCUGGGCCUGCCAUAGUGACUAGAGAGCAGGUCAAAAUUGCAAUUUGAUUCUUUGUGAUUUCUGCUCGCCGUGUCUCAGUGUUCGUGUUCCCCAAAUGAAUCCCCUCACCCACAUCCGACUGUCUAGUACACUGCGUAUAGUGUUGUGAAUAUAAAGCUUUAUAUUUUGCCAAUAUAUAAAUAAAUGAAUAUAUGUAAAUAUGUAUGGCAGGCAGGCUGGCAAGAGGAAGUCAGAGGUACAGACUGCCUAGAAACGGAUUGCUCACUGCGGACAUGCUCUCAGUAUUGUUCUUUUUUACUUUCUGAUUGUUUGAGUGUGAUUUAUUUAAGACAUACACCAACUUCCAUAUCAAUUAUAUUCCUUUACAACUAUUUUAGGAACACCGGCAAAAACCUUAUAUGUGAUUAGUGUAAAUAUAUUUUAUUAAGAGAUUCUUGUGAGGUUUUGCCUGUUAAAUAAAUAUCUGCAAGUGUUGGCAGGACUUGUUACGUAUUUCGUUUUUCGUCAUCAUUUCCUUAUCUUUGGUCCAUAUUCCUUUUUCUUAUACCUUGAGAGUAAAUAUUAUUUUAAAUAUUUAAGUUUUUGAGUACUGCCAAUGAGAAUAGUUACCUGCAUUUUACUAAGAAAACUAGUGGAAUAGAGAAACAAUAGGUUAUACAAAGUAAUUUUUGAAAUUUUAAUAUAGGAAUUUGAUGAUUUAUUCCAAGAGGAUUUGUACUUUUUGUCAAUUUGACUUUUUGUUACUGUGGGUAUUAUACGUGUGCUUGUUAAAUGAUCAGAUGGUAUUGAUGUAGUACCGAAGUGGAAACUUCUUUCAACUUGCGUAUAUUGAUCUCUAGUGUUUCUAAGAUGACUGUUUGUUCAUAUUCGCCACUGGAAUAUUUAUUAUUCGUGCAUAAAAUUCUAAAAUGAGUUAAAUUUUGCAUUACUAUGACUGAUUAUCAACCUGACCUAUAUACAUGUGCUGUAAAUUUGUUGUAUUUAUUGCAAUUAUGGUGAAAAUCUUUCUCAGCAAAGGACAUUAAUGAAGAAGCUUGAUUAAUGUUUUAAAUUCUAUUUAUAUUCAUGAAUUUUUUUACAAAAAUUAUUCAUAGUGCCUAAAUUACAGGUGCUUUUUUCCGCUCUAAAUUAUCUAUUCCGUUCCAAUUUUCAUACUUUUGGUAAAUUUUUAUUGGAAGGAAAGUUAUAAGAUGAUUUCAACUGUUAUGUUUGACGUACAAUAAAAAAGUAGUUUAUGUGUGGUUAGUUGGUUUAAAGAUUAUUAUCAAAUUUAUUCCAGAGGUACUUUAGAAUGCUCUGUAUGGUUCUGACUUGUGUAUUCUAUUCUUGAUUUAGUACCUUCUUCAAGUUCUGGACAUAAAGGAGCAUAUUUGUGCUUUCUGUUGUCAUUUCUUCUGCUAAGAUGUCUCUCUUUUAUAUUAGUCCAAAACUAGAAUAUUGUGUUGUAAUAUUUUCUAAUUAUUGUUACUUUUGUUUUUCAUAUACGGAAAUUUAUCAAUACAAAAUAUGUAAGUCAUACCCAAAAUCCAUCUGUUGUGAAUGGUUUGUGGACAUUAGAAAGAUCCUUUGAUGAGAAUGUUGUUGCUGUGAGAAUUUGAAUGUUUCUCUGUGGUGCAUGGGUAGACCAGUUGAAAUACUUGAACAGAAUUUGAAAGGAUGUAUUCUUUAUCAAUACCAAAGUAUAUUACAUUUCAAUAUAUACCUUGUUUAUAACAAUGCAUAAUAUAGAUCAUUGUAUUAUAUGACAUCUUCUGGCGAGUCCAAUCAAACACCCAAUGAAUCCCCAGAACGUCUAAAAAGUAACCAUCCAAUUUUCAAACGUAAAGGUACAACAUAUGUAUUUGCUCUUAACUUGAAAGCGCAGUAACUGUGUAGACAGGGUGGAGAUACUCUCUCUCCAUCUAUGACUUCUUCCUUAAAGUUUCCAUCUUACGCUGUUGAAAUUUAUUCUCUAUCCAUUUACUGUGAAGUGGCAAGAUUUUGGUCUGAUUUAUUUUGUCUUAACUUGCUUGUUCUUUUAUUGUAUUAAUAUGUUCUUUGUUCUUUCAUUAUCUUUGUAUUUUCUGUGUUUACUGUAGACUGAAGAUAUCAAACAACAAAAAGAGCUUUUAUUCAAAAUAAAAAAAUUGUUGUUGUGAUGUAUUUUUGU